Globicephala melas (long-finned pilot whale) is the source of this 3215-nucleotide messenger RNA. The record is from RefSeq and is a predicted model, not a curated record. NCBI's taxonomy places the organism in Eukaryota, Metazoa, Chordata, Mammalia, Artiodactyla, Delphinidae.
GCGGCAGGUCCGGUAUCCGCCCCUGGACUCACCUCCACUCCCCGCAGGCGCCGCGCCGGCAGCAUGAGGACCGGGCGGCCGAGCCGGAGAAGCCGGAAGUGAGGCGCGCCCGGAAAUAAGGCGUCCGGAGGUGGCACGGCGCCCGGAAGUGAGGAAAGCCGGUAGUUGGCCGGCGCCCGGAAGUGAGGCAAAGCCCGGAAAUGGGGUAGGGCGUAGACUCCGGGUUCUCGCGAGAAUGGCGAGGUGGUGAGGGCGCCGAGCUGCGGGGGCUCGUAACCAGGGCGACGGGGGCGGGGCGCUAGCCCUACGCCGCAGGGUGCUCACCUGGAUUGCGCGUCCACUUGGUGAGUUCAGCGUCAGGUCCCAGAGGGUCCCCAGCAAAAACUCCUGUAUAUCCUGGCUCUUCCCUGACCACUUUGGAGCAGGUCCUCAGACCCAUGUGAGAAGCUGCCUCCCAGGCUAUAGUCCUCAGUUGAAGAUGGAAGAACCACAAGAGAUUUUCUCCAUAAAUGAUGGCCACGCAGGUGAUAUAGUCGUGGAAUACCUGGUGGAUUCCAAGAAGUCCGCAUCCCACGUUCAGCUCGCCUGCAGUGGGCAGUCCUGUGCUUUCGCCUUAGAUAGAAACGCACUUUGUGUAUGGGACGCCAAGGAACCUCCUCACCAGGUUUGGGACCAUCGUAUGGAAUCAUUAACAUACAGCUCAUCAGUGUUAACAGCCUCUCCCCCCCUGAGUCUCCUUGUGGACCAGCGAAGGCUGCAGCCGGUCACGGGCUGUGUGGAUGGCCAGAUCAUUUUAACGUCACCUCUCAGAUUGUCAGUAAUUCUGUCCCUAGAAGACAGUCAGCCUCCCUCCACAAAGGCACCGGACACAGGAGAAGAGAUUGAAGUGACACUUCCUGUCCUGAGCCUGGCGCCCUGUGACUGUGGUUUGUGCCCCUGCCUGGUCCGGAACAGCGCCUGGCCCGAACUUGAGCUGACUAGUGGGUCUGAGGCCUUGGGUCCCCACCGUCCCUCAGGGAGCAGUGAUCCCACUUCUGCUCAGACUCGCUUGGUCUCCCUGGGGCUGGUGUUGGAGGCUGAGGACCCGAUAACAGCCUGGGCAGUGGCUGAGGCUGCUGUUUGGCUUCAUGCCAAGGCGCAUGUUAUAAGUGAUCGGACUGGCCCCUGGGACACAGGCAGAGGGACCCUCAGGUCGCCAAGGUUGUGCAUCACCUGUUCCUCUCAUGUGGGUCCAGCGCAAUUCUCGGUGCCCUGGAGCUGGGAAGAUCAGGACACUUUUUUCUCUUUUUCUUUUAAAAUUAGUCUUUCUUCUGAGAAUGCCAGCUGCUUGCAGACUGGAAGCUCAGCGGGUUUAUUCAUAUUUAAGUUGGCAGACUUUGAACUGGAGGCCAUUUUACGUUGCAAGGAUUUCAGGAGCCUCCGCAUUCACGUUGCUGGCUCGUGUGCUGUGAUGAACAAAACCAGUGGUCGUGAGGCCUUCUGCUUGCUCACAUACAUGUUCGAAAAUCAGAUGGCCCUGGUGGAGGUCGACCCUGCCGCCCCGGUGAGGUCUCAGCAGCGCCCUGGUGUGGGAAGGGAUCUGUCAGUGCCACCCCGCUCCUGUGUCUUAUCGACUCCUCCGCUGUAUUUUGGACUUGUUAAGGAAAAAAGUACUAAGCCGGCUACUCACAAACAAUCUGGUCACGACAGAGCAGUGAGCACUGUCCGCUUCCUGGGACGGACGCUGAAGGUGUGGUCGGUCCGCAGGACAGAGCUGGCACUGCGUCUGGUAAUGGUGACCCCAGGGAGACUGUCGGGCAGUCCGCUGUCCGGGCAGAGCUUCUCCAGGGUCCCCAUGUCCUACCCUAACCAGGAGCCUGGGCAGCUGGGCAGCACAGUGACACUGAUCGAUGGUUCAGGACUUUCUUCUGUGUGUGCGGCAAAGACAUUUCCUAAGCCUGUACAGUCUGUGCAGUUUUAUUACAUAGACGCGUUUAUUUUGUCGUCCUCGGUUGAGUUUCAGCUGCUCGAGCAUCACAUCGACACCGGCAAAGGCGCCGCAUGAAGGUAUAAACAGAAGAGCAGGUGCACACCUAUUUUCAGGAUCCCCAUGACAGAUGCAGCAGAAAUUACUAGCUUAUCAGCAGUGAGUGAUUUUUAUUCCUUGCGCCCACUGGCUCCGGCCAGUUGCCUGGGAUCAGCUAGGGGAGGGGCUGUGGUCAGGCCUCUCCUGUUGGGCCUCAGAAUCGUACCUAAUCAUCCAUCUGUACGUCUCUGGUUGGAAGGAGUUCCCAACCGAGUCACAGGCCUCGUGGUUGCUGCUGGCUGGAGCAGGACCCUGGAGUUUCGACCUCAGUGCGGCUGCAGCACCGCCGUCACGGCGGGAGCCCAUUCUUGUCCCAUCCACCAAAUUUGUCAAAGGAAAGCGAGUGAGUUUUUGACAGUGCACAGCCUUUGUCAACUUUGUUUAAAGUGUUUAGCAGAUGCAAAGGUACGAUGCAAUCAGUUUGUUGCCAGGUUCAACGGUAGUUUUUACUGGGCGUUCAUGUACAAAACCAGCUCCAGCACUUUCUGCUGCAGACUGGCAGGACGCAUGGACACGGUCACGGCCGUGGCCUUCAGCCCAGCUGCUGCCCAGUGAAAGUGUUUGUCAUUCGGUGCCGAUGGACAUUUGCUCUAACUGAAAUAUAAAAAAAUAAUGAGGCAUCCAUGGACAGGAACAUUGAAGGAAGAAAGCAAUACGCGGCAAGGCAAACAAGCAGCCAGGAGGAGCAGAAGAAUUAGUAUUGGAUAAUUUCAUAAUUUUUAAAGACUGAAGCAACAGAAUGACUUGCUUUGUUAAUUUAACAAUAAUAUAUUACAAGAGAAAUGGCUUGCUUAAGGUUGUCUCAAAACUUACCAUUGGAAGCUUGAACAGCUGAUACUAGAGAAUCCACUUACGGUUCCAUUUCUGUUUAUCAGUUUACCUUAAAGAAAAGUUCCCUGAGUGAGACCUGGGGAUAAUAACAUUCUGCUGAGCUGCUGAUUCCAGGGUGAAGAACUCUAAAAACUACAAUAGUUAAACGUUAUUUAGGAACUUACUUCAGUUGCAUUUAAAGUUGCAAUAGCAUUUUGUUGUCUAAAGGCAAAAUAUUGAAUUACCAAAAAGUGUAGUUUGACAAAACAAUGAGCUAUUGCCAUUGGAAGGGCAAUUUUUAAAUGUAUAUUGUGUCAGUCCUGCUUCUCUAUGUAGAAGG